CGAAUUAACUCAGAUUAACUCCUUGAUGCUGUUGUUAGUGUGUGCGCACGUGUGUGUAAAAACAUGUAUAUUAAUUGAAAGAAAGAUGUAGACAGUUUAUUCCUAUCUUUACUGACAUUUUAUUUAUUUUACUUAAACGUUUCAUGUUUAAAAUGUACAUAGAGUAACGAUUCCGUUUAAGGAGAGAAUAGGAUACGGUGGUUGAAAAAUAUAAACAAAAACCGGGACAGAUUUUGAAAACAAAUUCAAAGUAUAAAUAGUGUAAUGACACUCCACGCCUGAGAGAGGCGACUGCGCUAUAAUUUACUGGUUGUGUAUUACCGGAAGAAGUAAACAAGGCAAGGGAAAUGGUUGGUAGGAUAGCGGGCAGUAUCGUUAUUUGCUUCAUUUCUACGUUUGUAUUUCUGUCUGUCUUGUAACAGACUGCACAUUAUUCGUUGUGUAUGUUAGGAUAAAUUCGUCUCAGUUAACUUUGAAGCUUCUCUGGCUAUCUUAGCUUGCUCGCUGCUCAAAAGAGACGCGGAAGCAGAGCGAAGCGCGCCGACUCAAGUGUGAGUGUUGAGAUUGUGUGAACAUGUGUAAAGUACAGAUGCUGAGAGCGUUGGUGAACCAGCGGCUAACUGCGGCGGUUGAAGAAAUAUUUGUAGUGUUCGAAAAGACGAUAGCGGAGUACGAGGAGGAACUUUCUCGAACAAAAGGCGAGAACGAGCGACAGCGUCAACUACUGGACGCCUUUUUCAAGAAACAAGGCGUUCUGUUUCACAGACCAGACAUCAGUGAAGAAGCUCUUUCCUCCGAGAAGCAGGAGUGGAGUUCCUGGAUGGCACAGAAGGAGGCUUGGCCCCCACACAUUAAAGAGGAAGAGGAGGCUCACAGCAUCAGUCAGGAAGGAGAACAUUUUGAAGAACUGGAAGAGUUUCUAGUGAUUCGUGUCCCUGUAAAGAGUGAAGACGAAGAAGACAAAGUUGGUAGUGAGGAGAAUAGAGGGGUGGCGCCUCCGAGCAACACCUCAACUCAACACAUAACAGAAGCUGAUGGAGACCACUGUGGAAGACCACAAGCGGACAUCGUAGCUCCAUUAUCCGAUAGUGACAACACAAUGUCACACUUUCCUGACACUGAUGAAGACUCUAAAGCUGAUAGGACAUGUCACACUGACAACACACAUUGGAAAUGCCCUCAAUGUAGCAAAACCUUUAAUUACCAUAGUAAUCUGAAAAUACACAUGAGGACCCAUACAGGAGAGAAACCAUACAUCUGCUCAAUUUGUGGUAAAAGUUACUCUCAGAAAGUACAUUUGACAAUACACACAAGAACACACACCGGAGAGAAACCCUUUUCCUGUUCAGUUUGUGGCAUAGGCUUUGUACGUAGGGAUGAGUUGAAAAUACACACCAGAAUACACACCGGAGAGAAACCUUUUUCCUGCUCAGUGUGUGGUAUAAAUUUUGUACGAAAUCAAGAUUUAAAAAGACACAUGAGAAUACACACUGGAGAAAAACCUUUUUCUUGUUCAAUGUGUAACAAAAGCUUUUGUGAUCGAACACCGCUUGUAAGACACAUGAGAAUACACACCGGCGAAAAAGUGUUCAGCUGCAGCGUGUGUGGCGAAAGAUUCUCUUAUAAGUACCAGGUUAACAAUCACCAGUGUGCUGGUGAGAGCAGUAGCAGGAAAUGACGCUGCGGUGUGAUUGCGUUGUCGUGUGUCUAAGACACAUACACGUUUAUGUGCUUCUGCAAUUAUUUCAUUGCAGUAAAAAUACAAAAACUGUCAGUUUUAUUUCAUUGAAUUUGAACUUGAGGUGAGGGAACAGCUGCUCUUAGACCUUAGCCUUCCUAGUUAGUAUAUUCAUGUAGCAAGAGUGUUCAAAU
Molecule: messenger RNA, 1872 nt
Organism: Doryrhamphus excisus (bluestripe pipefish)
Lineage: Eukaryota; Metazoa; Chordata; Actinopteri; Syngnathiformes; Syngnathidae
Biological process (GO): regulation of transcription by RNA polymerase II
Molecular function (GO): DNA-binding transcription factor activity, RNA polymerase II-specific; RNA polymerase II cis-regulatory region sequence-specific DNA binding
Source: RefSeq, a predicted model, not a curated record